Molecule: messenger RNA, 1735 nt
Organism: Eurytemora carolleeae
Lineage: Eukaryota; Metazoa; Arthropoda; Copepoda; Calanoida; Temoridae
Source: RefSeq, a predicted model, not a curated record
UGAAGUUAAAAAAGUAAAAAAAGUUUACACUCUGUAAUCUUUCUUCUUCUUUAAAUUAAGAAUAAAAUAAUUGAAAGGAUAUGAGCUGACUACGGAUUCAAUCAGAGAAACAUCAUAGGUGUGUGUGCGUGUCAAAACAUGUGAAAAAAGGGGGAUAUGUUUGAUAAAAUUAGUAAGCAGUCAGGUCUAUCAUAUCCUUUUAAACUGAAUCAAUUUUAGACACACCAUUAUUUUAAUUUUUUCAAAUUUUUCAACACACACACCUGUGAUGUUUCUCUAAUUGAAUUUAUAGUCAGCUCUAUCAUAUCCUUUUAAACUGAAUUAAUUUUAGACAUGCAGCUCAUUAUUUUAAUUUUUAAUUAUUAGGAUAUAUAUUUCUAGAUCUCUAUUAUAGAUUUCUGUUAUAGGUGGAGGGUUGUGGUUACACUAUUCUAUCUCAACUCUAAGGGCAAACUCAUGGGGAGAAGGGGGGAUUGAAAAUUUUGUUAAUUUUUAGUGUAAACUGUUUUUCACAUGUCUAUUUUCAAAUAGGUGCAUCCAUCAUUCACUUGUGAAAUUGGACAUGGUUAAGUUUGUCAGAAUAGAGCAUACCAAAUGUCUAGUUUUUAUUUUUUUAGUUUAAAAUCAUUAAAGCAUUGAGAAAUCAAAAUAUAAAUAUUAUUUUAUUCUACUGUAAGGAAUUGGGUGUUUACCAGGAAGGGAAGUCAACCUAGACCUUGAAUGCAACUGGUAUAUGGGUGGAGUCAGAUGCCUGGGUUUAGUACAGGACUCACGGGGAAUUUUUGUUUACGGAUUUUAUACUUGAAUAGACCAGCUUAUUUCCUACUUGUUCCAGGGGUGAUCUUCUUUACAAUGAUAUUUUAUGCAUUUGAUAGCUGUAUAGUAUUUUUAUUAUAUAAUAAAUAAAUACACUUUAUUAUGCAUUGUACUAUGUACCAGGGGUAACCUGUAUUUAACCUGUGUGCUUAGCUUCAAUAAACAGUAUAGCAAGAACUUGUAUUCUAAAUACUCAGAGAGUAGAGACCCUAAUAGUGUUUCCAUUUGAGUCUAUCACAUUAGAGUCAGAGGUGUUUUUGGAGUUAAUCAUCUAAGUUAUGAACUGAGUUUUACUCGCUACCAAAGUUUAUUAGAGUUGUUCUAGACUAGUGAUAGAGGUUCAGAUUUUUCUGGUUAGUUAGGCCUCAUUGAUCCACUUAGGGGACUAUUCUUGAGGAUAAGGGUAGUGUCUCCCUAUACUACAAUAUGGAAACGUGGGAAAGAUAAUUUUUGUUCUCAGUGAUUUUUAUUUCUGUACCUCAUUUUUAUUUUGAAUUUCAAAUUACGUACAAGAACAGGAAAGUAGAGUUUGUCUCGAAAAAGUAACAAUGAUUCAAGACGUAUGUCUCCUGCAUUUGGCUACAAAUUACUACAUGGUUAACCAUAGGUCAUGAUUAUCCCAUCAAAGGAGAUGGCAACUCUUAGGACUAAAAUAAUGUUCUUGUUGGCAGCUAUGUUUUUCUAUGGAUUAUUAGUUAUUAUGAUGCUUAAACCCCUGCCACCAUUAGGAUUGGAGAAUCAACAAUGUGUGAGUAAAUGCCAGCAAUAUUUAGUAGACUCAAUACCAUCUACAAAAACGUUGUGUGGUUUCCAUGCUGAAUCUAGAGGAGAAAAGCAGAAAAUUAUUUCCUUCUCUUUCUAUGGAGACUUGAAGUCAAAAUAUUAUGAUGGUGUUGCAAGCAAUCUAGACUAUUUAGAU